AUGAAGGAUUUGGGAAAUCUGAAGUAUUUCUUAGGUAUUGAAUUUGCAAGAUCUAAGGAAGGAAUCAAUAUGCAUAAGAGGAAAUAUGCUUUAGAAUUCAUUUCAAAAGAUGGAUUGUCUGCUGCCAAACAUACAUCAACACCUAUUGAUACAACACCUAUUGAUACAAACAUCAAGCUCACAUCAACAAUAAAUGAUAAGGUAAUUUGUACAAAAAGUCAAGUAGAAAAAGAUCUUUUGGUUGAUCAAGCUACCUAUCAGAGACUCAUAGGGAAGUUGUUAUAUCUAACUGUAACCAGACAUGAUAUAUCCUUUGGAGUUCAAACUCUAAGUCAGUUUCUUCAGCAGCAUAAACAGUCACACAUGACAGCAACCUUAAGGAUAGUAAGGUAUAUAAAAAACCAACCAGGUCGGGGAAUACUCUUAUCUAGCAAAACUAGUAAUGUUGUGACUGCAUACUGUGAUGUUGAUUGGGCUGCCUGCCCUAUUACUAGAAGAUCUGUCACAUGUUUCUUAAUCAAGAUUGGUGACUCAUUAGGGUCAUGGAAAUCCAAGAAACAGAUCACAUUUUCUAGAAGCUCGGCAGAAGUUGAGUUAGAAGUCUUGCAACAACUGUAG
Nicotiana tabacum (common tobacco) is the source of this 618-nucleotide messenger RNA. The record is from RefSeq and is a predicted model, not a curated record. Lineage: Eukaryota; Viridiplantae; Streptophyta; Magnoliopsida; Solanales; Solanaceae.